This is a messenger RNA of Portunus trituberculatus (swimming crab), 2242 nucleotides long. RefSeq names its product UPF0472 protein C16orf72 homolog. The coding region runs from base 99 to 872 and encodes 257 amino acids. The transcript has 5 exons. The record is from RefSeq and is a predicted model, not a curated record. Lineage: Eukaryota; Metazoa; Arthropoda; Malacostraca; Decapoda; Portunidae.
CAGAGACACAGCUGAGAGGGAGACUGGCAGAGGCAGGCAACACCUCUCUGCACCACCACAUAUUUCUCCUCCUGACGACCUUCCUGCCUCCUGAGGACAUGAGUGAGGGGCGUGACGGCGAGGAUGACGUGCUGGGGGAAUGCUGGAUCACCUCGUGGGAACAGCAGACGGUGCAGGAGCUGGAGGGAGAGGCAGACCACCAAGAACACUUACAGGGCGAGGCUGACGCGGCUGCCGAGAAGCUUUGGUCUCUUUUCCAGGCAGCGGCGCAGUGUGUGGCCGUCAUGUACAAAGGUGCAGCCGACAGCCAGAACUCCAUGUGGGUACCUUUCCAGACAGCAGCCGGCCACAUCACUGCCCUCUACAAAGAUGCAGUAGAAUGUGUGCGGCGGGGCGGGGAGGUGGGCAUGCAGGCUGGCUAUCAGAGGAGGACCAGGGAGGUGCUUAACUGGGCCAGGCGCAGGAGGCACUUCCGCCGAGAGGAACUGCUAGCGUUCCUGGCCGGCAAGACACCCCCACACAGACCCGCACACAUCAGAGGGUCACCACGCACUCGUAUCUCUCUGGAACGCAUGAGUCCUCGCCUGCCCAGCCCUCACCACCCACACCACCACAACCACAACCCAGAACCAGACCUCAGUACCUUCAGGGAAGCUCUCGGCAUACCAGGUCAGCCAGCCAUCACCGUGCGACCCUCAGCUGUGGGAUCGCCUACCCUCUCCUCUCGCCGCCGCAGCUCAGCCCACCUGCCGGAACUCCAGGCCUUCCUGUGCGAUGAGUUUGCCCGCAACAAGAGGCCCGCCCCCUCCUCUUCCCCCACCCAUGACGUCACCAUGGACUCGCCUCAGCACAAGCGUUCUCGUUAUACUUAAAAGCCUUGCCUGUUUUUUUAUUUUUCCCCACUUUUUUCGUUUUCGUUUUCUUUUUUCUUUUGUUUAGUAAUAUCCCACCUUUGCUUUGUUUUUUUUACCUCUUUUUUGGCAGGUGUUUGUGUGUGAUGUUUGUACGUGUGUGAGUGAGUGAGUGAGUGCAUGUGUGUGUAUCUCAUUUUGAAAGUGCGUAAUUCUGUGCCUAAGGUGAUACAGUAAUAUCUAUUAUUUUGUUUUUUCUUGUUUAUUUUAUAUUUUCUAUUUUUACCCACCAUAUGUAAGUUUCUUUCUGUACGAGUUUCUACAUUUCUAUCCUUUUUUUUUUUUUUUUUUUUUUUUUUUUUUUUGUGUCACUUGGAUAUUUCUCUGCUGCUGUUGGCACAAAGAAGACCCUGGGACAUAUUAGCUUAACCUUUACAGUACCAGCAUGGAAUGACAAGGUGUGACAAACUAGCUUAAAGAGAAUUGUUACCCUUUGUCUCUGGACCAGAGCUGCUGAACUUCCCUUGAAUCAUGGUGAGCUUUAUUAGUGUUUCUCAUUCAUCUUAGCACUUCAGGAAGCUUCUUUCAUCCAUAAAAUCUUCAGAAUUGAUGCUCGUGAACCAAAGCAACCUCUCAAGAGUUUUCUGUAGCAUUUUUCAUUUGUCAACUACAGAGAAUAUUUUUUCCACGAGAUUAUAAAAUUGGAUGUUUAGGAGUUAUUUUUUUUUAUUAGUUUUUAAUUAAUUAAUUUUUUUUAUAUAUUGGAGGAAACUUGCUUCUCCCAUCAGAAACUAUAAAAUUGUAUACUUGGUUGCCUUACAUGAGCCUCUAAAACCUUUACUACUGUUCCCUAUUCAUCUCCAGUGCAGGAAACUCCCUUUUUUUUUCAUCAAACUACAAGAUUGGCCAGCAUUAUGAUGCCAAACUACAAAAUUGGAUGCUGGGUUUCUUUACAUCAGCUUCUAAAACUUGUACUACUGUUUCCUAUUAAUUUUCAGUUCAAGAAACUCAUUUUUUUUUCUAACAAACUAAGAAAUGUUCCAGCUCUGGGAUGCCAAACUUGUCAGGUGGCACUGUACAGGUUGAGAUGGACACAGUAUUUCCAUGGGUCAGGGUUUUUGCCUCAGUGUGCAGAGAAGGAUCUUAUAAUGCAAAUGGCAAGCUGGCUAUGUGUAGGUGGCCGUUUGGCAGAGUUUGCAGGUAUUUUAUGCUGAACAGUCAUUAUAUUUCCUGACAGUAACACAAAUAGCAGCAAAAGAGAGAAGUAUUAGCGCACACACACACACACACACACACCCGGUAGCUCAGUGGUUAGAACGCUGGUUUCACAAGCCAGAGGACCGGGGUUCGAUUCCCCGGCCGGGUGGAGAUAUUUGGGUGUGUCUCCUUUC